Molecule: messenger RNA, 678 nt
Organism: Monomorium pharaonis (pharaoh ant)
Lineage: Eukaryota; Metazoa; Arthropoda; Insecta; Hymenoptera; Formicidae
Gene: LSm7
Product: U6 snRNA-associated Sm-like protein LSm7
Exons: 4
Coding region: 169-516 (115 amino acids)
Biological process (GO): nuclear-transcribed mRNA catabolic process; mRNA splicing, via spliceosome
Cellular component (GO): U2-type prespliceosome; catalytic step 2 spliceosome; U12-type spliceosomal complex
Molecular function (GO): RNA binding
Source: RefSeq, a predicted model, not a curated record
GACUUGUCAAACAAUCGGUCGACAUAUUCGGAAUAAACGAACUGGAGCGAGUUUAUUCUAAUUUAUUCGAAAAUACAUUAUGAUGCGUUGUGUGGCGUCGUGUUUCUGUUGAUUCUGUAAACGUCCGUCACAUCUGAUUAAAUUUCUUUGCUUUGUAUAACCGCAAGGAUGUCCGCGAAACAAGUAACACCAAAACAGCAACAGAAUGUUGAGCACAAAGAGAAGAAAAGGAAAGAGAGUAUUCUUGAUCUGUCAAAGUAUCUCGAGAAGAACAUAAGGGUGAAAUUUGCUGGUGGCAGAGAAGCCGAAGGUAUACUUAAAGGUUAUGAUCCUCUGCUCAACCUGGUGCUUGACAACACAAAGGAAUAUCUUAGAGAUCCAGAUGAUCCAUAUAAAUUAAAUCAGGAUACUCGUAUGCUGGGUUUGGUAGUGUGCAGAGGAACAUCCGUAGUGCUUAUUUGUCCUGUGGAUGGCAUGGAAUCUAUACAGAAUCCAUUUAUACAACAAGAAGGAUAAACAGGAAAACCCUUUACAUUUAAUAUGUAUUACAUCUGAGUAAGGAUUAUCAUUUUUUUUCUUACACGUUUCUAUUUUUUUAAGUAAAAAUAUAAUUUAUUUUACAUUAUAAAUUGAGGAAACUUAUAUAUAGAAAAUAAAUGCCAUUUUCUUACAAAGAUA